Molecule: messenger RNA, 1389 nt
Organism: Salvelinus namaycush (lake trout)
Lineage: Eukaryota; Metazoa; Chordata; Actinopteri; Salmoniformes; Salmonidae
Product: elongation factor 1-alpha, somatic form-like
Exons: 7
Coding region: 1-1389 (462 amino acids)
Biological process (GO): translation; translational elongation
Molecular function (GO): GTPase activity; translation elongation factor activity; GTP binding
Source: RefSeq, a predicted model, not a curated record
AUGGGCAAGGAAAAGCUUCACAUCAACAUUGUGGUGAUCGGCCACGUGGACUCUGGAAAGUCCACCACCACUGGCCACCUGAUCUACAAGUGCGGUGGCAUUGACAAGAGGACCAUCGAGAAGUUUGAGAAGGAGGCUGCUGAGAUGGGGAAGGGCUCAUUUAAGUAUGCCUGGGUGCUGGACAAGCUGAAGGCAGAGAGGGAGCGUGGCAUUACCAUUGACAUCUCACUGUGGAAGUUUGAGACCAGCAGGUACUACGUCACCAUUAUCGAUGCUCCCGGACACAGGGAUUUCAUCAAGAACAUGAUUACUGGAACCUCCCAGGCGGACUGUGCAGUGCUGAUCGUGGCGGCCGGCGUGGGUGAAUUCGAGGCGGGCAUCUCAAAGAACGGGCAGACCCGCGAGCACGCCCUCCUAGCCUACACCCUGGGGGUCAAGCAGCUGAUCGUGGGAAUCAAUAAAAUGGACUCCACUGAGCCCAACUACAGCCAGAAGCGCUAUGAGGAGAUUGUGAAGGAAGUCAGCACCUACAUCAAGAAGAUCGGCUACAGCCCGGAUAUGGUAGCCUUUGUUCCUAUCUCUGGCUGGAACGGAGACAACAUGCUAGAGGCCAGUCCUAACAUGACCUGGUUUAAGGGAUGGAAGAUCACCAGGAAGGAUGGCAGUUCGUCCGGGACCACCCUGCUGGAAGCUCUGGAUGCCAUCCAGCCCCCGUCCCGCCCCACCGACAAGCCCCUCCGCCUGCCCCUGCAGGAUGUCUACAAGAUUGGAGGAAUUGGCACAGUGCCCGUGGGGCGUGUGGAGACGGGUAUGAUCAAGCCAGGCAUGGUGGUGACCUUUGCCCCUGUUAACGUGACAACCGAAGUGAAGUCUGUGGAGAUGCACCACGAGGCUCUGACCGAAGCAAUGCCCGGAGACAACGUGGGCUUCAACGUCAAGAACGUGUCCGUCAAAGACAUUCGCCGUGGCAACGUGGCCGGAGACAGCAAGAACGACCCCCCAAUGGAGGCAGCCGUCUUCACUGCUCAGGUGAUCAUCCUGAACCACCCAGGUCAGAUCAGUGCUGGCUAUGCCCCGGUGCUGGACUGCCACACCGCCCACAUCGCUUGCAAGUUUGCUGAGCUCAAGGAGAAGAUUGACCGUCGCUCAGGCAAGAAACUGGAGGACAACCCCAAGGCCCUGAAGUCUGGAGAUGCCGCCAUCGUGGAUAUGGUCCCGGGGAAGCCCAUGUGUGUGGAGAGCUUCUCUGAGUACCCUCCACUGGGUCGUUUUGCAGUGCGUGACAUGCGCCAGACAGUGGCAGUCGGGGUGAUCAAGGGUGUGGAGAAGAAAGCUCCCUCCACUGGCAAGGUCACCAAGUCCGCCCAGAAGGCCCAGAAGACCAAAUGA